Messenger RNA from Salmo salar (Atlantic salmon), 3742 nucleotides. It is a transcript of the gene gas2l2, whose product is annotated as growth arrest specific 2 like 2. Gene Ontology annotation, molecular function: cytoskeletal adaptor activity; actin filament binding; microtubule binding. Lineage: Eukaryota; Metazoa; Chordata; Actinopteri; Salmoniformes; Salmonidae. The record is from RefSeq and is a predicted model, not a curated record. Gene Ontology annotation, biological process: microtubule bundle formation; actin crosslink formation; regulation of microtubule polymerization or depolymerization. Gene Ontology annotation, cellular component: stress fiber; cytoplasm; microtubule plus-end.
UAGUGAAGGGGUGGGGGAGGGGUUCGGUGGAAAUGUACACUAAGAAUUCCAAUGUGCAAACAUUAUCACCUUGAGUGUCUGACAAUGUAAUUCAGUUACUACACCUCAUUAUUCAAAUGAAAAUGUAUAUGUGUAACUUUAAUUCUGGGUUAACGAGAUUAUAUCAAAGGUGUAACAAGUGGCGUCCAGCUACAAAAUAAUUAAUCAAACGCUUAAGAACAUUAAACAUGGUUUGGAAGGAAUUUUGAACUUGUUGGGGGGACUGGUCGUGAAAUGGUUAAUGGGAAUGUUUGGAAUGAGUUCGUUACCUUGUAACCAAGGAGAGUACCACAGAAGCCACUACAAAACAAACUGGCAGCCUGGGCAGCUAGAGAAACUUAAAUAAGUGUAGACAGAUUUCAGGUUGGUUUUGACUAUUUCGAACAUUUUAUUAAUUACCAUCUUUUGAAAUGAAUAACUUUAUAGUCGAGCGUUUUACACAGUAAAUCACUGUUACGUUAGCUAAACUAGCUAGCUACGCGUUCAAACCGCAUGAAAUAAGUUGAACCAGGUGCAGGCUGAGGCAUAAUUAUAUUUGCGAUAAUACUUUCACGAUAGUUUUGCCUCAUGUCGUGACUUUUCUGCUUGAAGUGUUAAUUUCAUAUUGCUCACAAUGUCCACUGGGAUUCAUCAUGCCACAAAUCAAAGCAUCAAGCCCUUCAAGUCUAGCGAAGAGUACCUGUAUGCGAUGAAGGAGGAUUUGGCAGAAUGGUUGAGAGAUUUGUACGAGAUUGAUAUUGACGUGAACAACAUAGUGGAGGCGCUCGAGACGGGCGCGGUCCUCUGUUCCCACGCCAAUAAUGUCACACGAGUGGCGGGAGAGUUCAUUCAAAAGUACGGGAUGGUGCGACAGGUCCAGCUGCCAACGAACGGUGUAACGUUCGUAAAUUCGGCCCAACCUGCAACUUUCCUGGCCCGGGACAACAUCUCAAAUUUCAUCAGUUGGUGUCGAAAGCAUAUGGAUAUUAAAGAUGUGCUCAUGUUUGAGACAGACGACCUAGUGCUGCGGAAGAAUGAGAAGAACUUUGUGCUGUGUCUGCUGGAAGUAGCCCGGCGGGCCUCUCGUUUCGGAAUGGCUGCCCCUGUGCUGAUCCAGUUGGAGCAAGAGAUAGAGGAGGAGAUCAGAGAGGAGCUGGAGCUGCCCCUGGAAGAGACCCCGCCACUGGCCAAACCCCAGCGGCGCACCUCCAACACUCAAAACCUGGAUGAGAUGGUCCAGUACCUCAUAAGCCGCUGCACCUGCCCCACACAGUUUCCCAUGUUCAAAGUGUCUGAGGGCAAAUACAGGGUGGGGGACUCCAGCACACUCAUAUUUGUUCGGAUCCUGCGUAAUCACGUGAUGGUGCGAGUGGGUGGAGGUUGGGACACUCUGGAGCACUAUCUGGACAAGCAUGACCCCUGUCGCUGCACCUCUAUCACCCAUAAGCUGGCCCAGCGCCCGGGCACGCCGGUCCACGAGAUCAAAGGCAGGUUGCCGGGGCGCCCAGACGGCCAGGGUCCAACCAUGCCCACCAUGCUGCUCAUGAGUCGUCAUGCCCAGACUCCCCUCCAGCCCAUCCUCUGGACCCCCUCCGAAGCCCCCUCCACCUACUCCCCCAGGGGCCUGAGGCCAGCCAGGACAAGGGUUUCCCUAUCACCAGACCCAGGGCUCAGAGCCUCUUGCUCCCCCAACAGAUCGUCCCUCUCUCCUGACCCAGGCCCCCGGUUCUCCAGGGAGAUGAAGACUACUUUCUCCAACAGACUGAGACAGAGUGCUUCCACACCCACUCUCCAGCACCACCGGUCUGGGUGUAAUGAUGACUCAGCACUCAACUCUUCCACGAGGACAGGCAGAGAGGCCACACGCUCGUUCCAAGCCCCCCGCUUCACCAGCAGCCUGCCUCGGUCCAUCCAACAUUCCUCCACACCUCAACCCCAGCCCAAGACUAAGCCCCAGGCUCAGAGGCCUAGAACCCCCCUGGUCUUCCACAGGUCCCCUGGGCAGCAAUCCUCCCUGCCCCAGCCCAGACCAGAAAACGGGCUUACUCAGACCUGGACUAAGUCUCAGUUUGCCUCUAAGCUCAGGCAGAGCUCCACGUUGGGUGGCAACAGCACAGAACCCUCAAACGGUACUGCCCCCCAGAGGCAUGGAGGACCCAACACGGUAAGGGCUGCUACACCCGCCAGAUAUACCCCUGUCUGCCCCAGACAACCCACCAUCACUAUCCAGCAGCCUGAAAACUGUGAUACUCUUCAAAAGAGCCCCGAUUUAAUUUGCACCUUCUGUCCAGCCAAAACAUUCUGGGAAGAAUCAUCUGGGGAAUGCCAAGUCAGGCCCUUCACAACCAUUGGGGGAAACCUGAGGGAUCCAAAUAAGACACCCACCCCUUAUGACAUCACAACCAACCCUUCACACAGCGACUCCAACCACGAGAGAAUGCAGGGCCUGACAAGACAGAAUACAUUUGGCUUUCCUGUCAAUGACAAGGCUUCUCACAAAAGCACUGUGGUGAGCCUUGAAGAGCCUGAGCAUCCAGAACUAUGUGGCAAAGUCUUUGUGGCAGGAGACGGAGCGAUAGUCAAUGGUUACCUGUUCACCCCUCCCCCCAACAGCCCAGCCCAGGAGGCCAGUCUGUACCAGAGUCUGGAGCACGAGAUCCUGUCCAACCUCCAGCAGCUCAGCGUCGACUCAGAUGACAGAAAACGCAAGCAAAACGGUCAAUACCAACCAUCUCAGAAUAUCGCUGAGAGUGAUCAUGGUGGAUUCAGUACAGUUCUAGCUGGGUUCGAAUCAUCUCCACAUACCUCAGCCUCUGAUGCCACACAUCCAGUUGAGGCCAGCUUUGAUGCAGUCAUCACUGAGCUCUCCAAAGGGAAUAGGCUGCUGGAAAAGGUGUGUGUGGAGAGCUGGGUGAAAACACUCUCUGGUAGCCUUAGAGCUAGUAGAGAGACUUGCAGCAACACAGAGGUGGUGGACUCCAGCUUAAACCUCAAAGUGGCCAAAGCCUGUGUGACCAGCUCCUGGUCCUCUAUGGGCUCCAGUGUCGAGUCCAAAGAGCUGCCCGUUGAUUCUACAAUCUCUCCUGACUCUGGGAAUGGAGUUAGCAUUAGCAUCAGGCGCAGGGUGACAGACGCCAAUUCACCUGUAGUGAACCCCAGAGCCACUACCAUAACAGGCCCUGAUAGCCUGUUGAAACCAAGGAAUGGGUCUUUCAGACAGAAGAGGACCUUGAAGAAACCAGAGAGUGUGCCCUCCAUCUACAAGCUGAAGCUCCGGCCCAGGCACGACUACAGACCAGGCAAGAAGCCCUCGCGAAUCCCCACCCCAAUCUCCUACAAAGGGGGUCAACCUGCGGGGGACACUGGAGGGUGCAGAAGGGGGAUACACAACUAGGCAGGCAGGCAAGGCAGGCAGGCAGGGUUCCACAGAAAUGUAUCGGAGCUACAGGCAGCAUGGCUACGAAGCCACAGUGAGGCUAAGGCAGUGGCAAAUGCUUAAACCGGUGACAGCAGAGGACCCAGAGUCCUGGGUCUAACCCCUUACAUUUCACUUCCAUAGCCAAUUGCAGUACUCAAGGGAAAAAUACUCUAUUUGGAUGGUACUGUACUACAUCUAUUUUUGGUCAAAGCUGAAUUGAUGCAUCAGACCACACAAAGUAGUGGUGAAAGAUUAUCUGCAUUCAGUGGAGCGUUCACCUCAACAAAUAAAGGUUUUCAACUAUAA